ACGCAUAAGGGCGAUUUUUAUUGAUUUUUAUUUUUUCACGCUUACAGCUAGGGGAUGCCUUAUUUAACUGUUUAAAACUAUGUGGAAAAAUAUGUAAUACAUAAUUAAUGAUUGUUGGUUGAGUCAGAAAAGGGUAAUGGAAUAAUAAACUGAUUUGCUUACUAUGUUGGGGCGGAGUUUGUAUUCGGAUACGGAAAAGGAAGCCUUGUUUAGGAAAUACAGCUCAGAAGUUUGAGAAGUUAAGAAAAGGGAAUUUGUUUAAUCGCAUUUUGUCGUAACAUUACUUAUAUUUCCAAGCUUUAUUUAAACAAAGUGCAUGUCACAAACAUUUAUAACGCAUUUUGGGCGAGAUAACAGAACUUGAACCUCGUUCAGUUAAUAUUUGGCGAGCGUUUGUACUGUAUCUAUAAACGUUUUUGUGUAGUGAUACCAGCAAAAUGGACAUAAUACACCAACAGCGUCGGGUCGAACCAAACAAGAGAUUUUGGACUAACAAAGGAUUGUGGCCAGCAAGGAUUCUGUCCGUGCUCGGCAGUGUAGCGGUGGUGUCAAUAUUCGGCUUCCUAUGCGCCUUUUUAUAUCUCAUCUUGGAAGAGCUGCGGACUGAGAGAGUGAUUCAGAAGGAUGGCUCUGAGGUUAGACUCCUGGGGUUUUGGAGUAUUCUGGUGAUGUCAUUGACAGCAGGAAUCUGCUGCUGUGCCUUCACAUGGACCAUGACCUACUUUGACUCUUUUGAGCCUGGCACAUUUCCCCCAACACCCCUUUCCCCUGGCCACCUCAGACGGGGGAGUGGUCACUCCUUCCAUGCGGGAUACAGUGUGGCGGUACUCAACGGCAUCGCAGCAGCAGUCACCGUUGUUUGGAGCCUCACCUGAUCCUACCCACAAUCCUACGCUCCCCCUUGGCCUAACACCACUCACAAACCCGGUGCUCAUCCUAAACCCAUUCACAACCCCCUGCUGACCAGCUGCUCUCAUUUCUGGGUUUGCCCUGCUAUGAUUUUAGCACCGAGCAUAAGUUUGAGCCAUUUACCAAGACACUCUUAUCCCGAGCAAAUAACAUUUUAACCAUGUUUAUGGAGAGCAAAAGUGAAGCUGCAGAAAAGGAUGUGUUACUUGGAGAAAAUGGGUCAGGUACAAAUACAAGCUUCUUACUCCGUCAUCUUCAAUAGCUCUUCAAUUUGGUUCUGAACACCAUUCUAUUCUUGGCCAAAUACCAGAUUGAUGCAUAGAAAUGCGUACAUAUCUACCUACUGAGGUGUUUGUGCCCAAAUAGUGCCAUAUGGAGAGAUCAGACAAGGCACGUGUUUACAAUAUUGUUUAUUAAAAGGCUAAUAUAUAGCCUACAGGGUUAUGUGUGAUGGACAUGCUGUUUUUCUGUGUUUUACUGGUACUCCUAAACUACUGAAUGUUACUGUAGUGCUGUCACUGUGUCUUUCUGAUGUACUACUGAACAGUAAAGAAUCUAUAAUUAUCC
This is a messenger RNA of Esox lucius (northern pike), 1476 nucleotides long. It is a transcript of the gene arl6ip6, whose product is annotated as ADP-ribosylation factor-like 6 interacting protein 6. NCBI's taxonomy places the organism in Eukaryota, Metazoa, Chordata, Actinopteri, Esociformes, Esocidae. Bases 438 to 875 code for a protein of 145 amino acids. The record is from RefSeq and is a predicted model, not a curated record. The transcript is spliced from 4 exons.